AUGGUGGCGACUCGUAUCAUCUUAGCGCUGGCGCUGGCGCAAACUUCGGCGCUCGUCCCACCAGCAAGGCGCGUCGCGACGACGCUCGCCGCCACACAGACUGAUUGCGGCUGCGAGGUCAUGACCGGGGACGUCCCGACCAAGGCGCAGACGAUGCGCCAUCGAUCGGUGGUCAGCGACCUGCCCCUCCUCACGACCGACGGCACGCGAACGACGCUCAAGACUUCGAUACCGGAGCGCGUCGCCGUCGUCGCGUUCCUGCGGAGUUUUGGGUGACCCUUCUGCCAGGAGCUCCUCGUCCAGCUGGAGAGGCGGCGCUCGGAGCUCGAGAAGGAGGGCGUGGGCCUCUACGCCGUGGGCAUCGGCACCUCUGAGAAGGCGCGACUUGUGGCUGACCACGUCGGCUACUCCCCUUCGAAGUUACUGGCGGACCCGGACAAUUUGUUGUACGACGCCCUUUCCUUGAAUGCGGGUUUGCAAAGAACUUUUUUCAAUCCAUCCACACCCUACGCCAUCUUGGAUCGACUCACAUCAAAUAAAAUGGGCGAUUUGAAUGACGUGCUCGGCAAGUGGGGAGACGCGUUCAUCAUUCCGCCCAAGCAGAGCCAAGCGUUGAACCAAGGGGGCUUGUUCGUUUUUGACGGCGAGGACAGCGCGUUCGUCCACUACGACGCGUCGACGGGCGCGCACGGCGAUCUCGACCAGGCCGUCGCCGUCGCGCUCGCUCGAGCCUGA
Messenger RNA from Pelagomonas calceolata, 735 nucleotides. NCBI's taxonomy places the organism in Eukaryota, Pelagophyceae, Pelagomonadales, Pelagomonadaceae. The record is from the annotation of a GenBank genome assembly.